CUGGAAUUUAUUUCCUUUUCCGCCUUCUCCAGUCGCGAUCGUUCUGGCCAUCGCACCGCCUUCUUCCUUCCAUCGUUUCCGACGCCGAUCGCAGUCGCUGUUGUCUGAUCAAUCCUUCCGAUCGCGUGUGCAAAGCGACAGCCCUACGCGACUCGCCGCAUUCGUUCAAUUCCCAUCCUCGCCAUAUCGUGUUUUCGCGCCUGUAAUCCUCACCUCGCCUUCUCUUCGCGCCAACUCGCGCCUUGCCGCACCUGCCCGCACCCGCAUUCGGACACUUGUCAGACUCUUCUCGAGGCAGCUCCUUCCGCUUGUUCAGUCGCCAUCACAACCAUUGAACUCGUCAUCAUGGCGGAAUUCCACCAGCUUGGUGGCCCGGACGAGGAAAACGCUGAGAUCAAACGCCUGAACGCCGAGGUGGAAGCCGACCCCGACAGCUUCGAGGCCUGGGAGAAGCUUAUCCGGGCCUGCGAGUCGCUCGAAGGCGGCCUGAGUCGCAACUCGAGCGCCGAGUCCCUGGCCAUCCUGCGCGAGGCAUACGACCGGUUCCUUCUCAAGUUCCCACUGCUGUUUGGCUACUGGAAGAAGUAUGCGGACCUCGAAUUCAACAUCUCGGGCCCCGAGUCGGCCGAGAUGAUCUACGAGCGCGGUUGCGCAAGCAUCUCGCACUCGGUCGACCUGUGGAAGGAAUACUGCUCCUUCAAGAUGGAGACCACACACGUUCCACACCUGGUCCGAGAGCUUUUCGAGCGCGGUGCCGCCUGUGUCGGUCUCGAUUUCCUUGCCCAUCCAUUUUGGGACAAGUAUCUCGAGUUUGAAGAGCGCCAGGAUGCCCAGGACAAGAUAUACGCCAUACUGUCUCGCGUAAUUCACAUACCAAUGCACCAGUACGCGCGGUACUACGAGAGACUUCGCACCAUGGCCGCGACACGUCCCUUGCACGAGAUGGCCACCGCCGACAGACUUGCCAGUCUGAAAUCCGAGGUGGAGAUGGAGGCAGCCAGCCUUGGCGAGGAAAAGUCAGAGGAUGAGCUCGAAAUUCUCAUCCGUGCCAAGAUCGACGGGGCCUACUACGAGAUCUUUACUAAGAACCAGACGGAGACGACAAAGAGGUGGACGUAUGAGGCCGAGAUCAAACGCCCAUACUUCCAUGUGACCGAGUUGGAUAACCCGCAGCUCGUCAACUGGCGGAAGUACCUGGACUUCGAGGAGCAGGAGGGCAGCUAUGCGAGGAUAUGCUUCCUCUACGAGCGCUGCCUCGUGACGUGCGCCUUCUACGACGAGUUCUGGUUCCGGUACGCGCGCUGGAUGUCAGCCCAGCCAGGCAAGACUGAGGAAGUGCGCAACAUCUAUCUGCGUGCCGCCUCUGUAUACGUGCCGAUAAGCCGGCCUGGUAUCCGACUACAAUACGCGUACCUUGAGGAGAGUAUUGGCCGGGUCGACGUGGCCCGAGACAUCCACAACGCCAUUCUGAUGAAGCUCCCCGGAUGCAUCGAGGUGAUCAUCUCGUUAGCGCACCUGGAGCGCCGCCAAAGCAACGUGGAGGCGGCCAUCGAAGUCUACAAGCAGCAGAUCGACUCGCCCGAGGUGGACAUCUGGACCAAGGCAGUGCUUGUCACAGAGUGGGCGUACAUCCUGUGGAGGGCCAAGGGUUCAGUGGACGAGGCACGUGCUGUAUUCCAGAAGAACGUCCAGUGGUACUCUGGCAGCCGCGAGUUCUGGCAGAAAUGGAUCCAGCUGGAGCUGGAGCAGCCGACAAACGACGAGCUCGAAGCCCAGCAUAGCGAACGCCUGAAGGACAUCUUUGCCAAGCUCCGAGGAGAGAGCAACUUGUCGGCAGCCUCCAAGAAGGAGCUUUGUGCGACAUACCUCACAUAUCUCCAGCAGCGUGGCGGAAAAGGCGCCAUGGAGCAGUUCCUGCUCAUUGAUCGGGAGAUGUUUGGUCCUGCCUCGGUCUCUCUCGCAUCGCCGGGCAAGUCUGGGGCCAAAGAGAACGGAGUUGCCGUCAGUGAAGUCGACGAAGCGACCCGGCAAAAAGCCGAGGCUCGCUACUACAGCUUCUACCAGCUGCAUAUGGACCCAAAUCCUGAGGCGCAGGGCUCUACUAGUUUCCACUAGUCUUUACCUGAAUUGUCCCCCCC
Molecule: messenger RNA, 2138 nt
Organism: Gaeumannomyces tritici R3-111a-1
Lineage: Eukaryota; Fungi; Ascomycota; Sordariomycetes; Magnaporthales; Magnaporthaceae
Product: pre-mRNA-processing factor 39
Exons: 4
Coding region: 346-2115 (589 amino acids)
Biological process (GO): mRNA 5'-splice site recognition; RNA processing
Cellular component (GO): U1 snRNP; commitment complex; U2-type prespliceosome
Molecular function (GO): protein binding
Source: RefSeq, a predicted model, not a curated record